This is a messenger RNA of Lepisosteus oculatus (spotted gar), 3589 nucleotides long. RefSeq lists its product as uncharacterized. NCBI's taxonomy places the organism in Eukaryota, Metazoa, Chordata, Actinopteri, Semionotiformes, Lepisosteidae. The record is from RefSeq and is a predicted model, not a curated record.
CCAAAUCCUGGUCCUGGUGACCUACACACCUGUUUUCAUUCCAUCCCACCCUAAAUAGAUAAUUGAAGCCUUAAGUGGACAUUUACUGCAGAAAUUGGUUGACCGCUAUCUUGAGAGUUUAUGAAAACGCGCACAUUUUAUCUGGAGUGGGAAAUUCAUGUGUCACUAUUAACCUUCUGCGUAAUUACCUGAUUUAAUUUAUUCAGCCUUUUAAUGGAAGGGCAUUCAUUACAUUAGAUAUUUCCAGUCAGUUCGUACUAUCUUUGUGUUGUGUAAGGUAAACAAAAGAGUUGGAAGAGUUUUGUUAGGAUCUAUGAAUAACAUCUUGUUUCCUUUAGCAUAUGCAUAUGUUACAUUAGAUAUCUACACUUCAAGAUUAACCUUUUAAGAAGGGAUACCAAAACCUUUGGGGAAAUCUGAAACACAUGAAUACAUUUAGCUAAUUGCAUUCAUAGACAUCUGGUCAUUCCUUCCUCUUAUAAAUCCAUUAUGGUUUUCACAUUGUUUUGCCGGUUCUCCUAAUGUAUAUUGUUUCCUUAAUCUUACCAGUCACAGAAGUGAGACUGAUAAGUUUAUGAUUUUCUGACUACACAACAUCCAUCUUUAUCAUUGAUUUCUAAAGCCUUUGUACAAUUUAACUCAAUAAGUAAACAUUUAUUUCAAUACUGAUGGAGUUUCUUUGAUGGCCCGAAGCAUGAUGUUGACAUAUUUUAUAAAAAUUGAAAUAUUUCGAUUUUAAUUUGAAAUAUGAAUUCCAUAUUAUCUUGCAAAGUACUUGAAAACUAAUACAUAAUACCUGCAGAUCCACAAGGAUGCAGAAAGACCGCGUCGAAUAUAACAAAACCAAUUCAGAGGAAAGCCUUGGGCUGAUAUCAAUGUCUAUUGCAUGUUCUUACACUUUAAAAAAUCGAAUAUUAGCAUAAUAUUAACACAAAGUAGUCAAUUGUUCUCGUGGUACAGUACUCUGUCCUCGACGUUGCUGGAACAAACGGUAACGAACAGAUGUGAACGACGCUUCUGGAAAAAAAGACUGAUUGUCGGCAUCAACAGGAUCGCUGGGCAGCUAAGUCCGUACUCCCACAACCCUAAAUUAAGUUGGUAACAGUCGCAGGCUGGUAUUUUCGUUACCGGUAUUAACUUUUAUAAGCAUUUAAGGAUAACGUGCGCGGCUGUGGAUGGCCAGCCCGCGAAUCAGUACCCGCAGUUCAAUGAAGGAGCUGAAAGGCGAUUCUGGGCGGCUACUAGUCAUGUCCGAGAAGUUGCGGCGGUGCAGGCAGGGGCUGUCUGCGGCUCUGGAUCGGGCACUGGAGGGAAGCGCGGCGGCCCAGGGCUGCCUUCUGGUCGCCUGCGCGCUGGAGCGCCAGGCUCCGCAGCCCUCCGUCGUUCCCACUCCGCGGCUGUUGGCCUUCUCUGGAGAGGCCCCUGACUGUGUCCUUCGGCCCGGGGCAGUUCACUGUUUCCUUCCUGCCUCCCCGGAACACAGGGAUUCCCUCUGCUCCUCUAACUUGCCACUGUUGUGCGGUGCAGUUUCACCCACAUUACUGUCAUUGUCUUCUCCGGUUUUUCCAGGGGAAGAGGCUUUCAUUUGUGGAAAACUGGACUGUUCAUUUUCAAGCAGUUCUGAUCUUCCACUUGCUCAGGAUUUGCUAGAAGAUUUUGAAGACAUCCAGGCACUAGAGGAUCUAGCUGGGAAGUUGGAGUUUGAGAACACGUUGAAUAGAGUGUACUGUAAUAUGAGCCAAGGAGCAGAACUGGACAACCUUACAAUGCUGUGUGGAGAUGAGCUUAAAAGCUCACUAGAAGGAAGCAGUAAAGAGAACACUUCAGAAACAGAGGAACACAACAUGAUAGAGGCUGCACUGGAAAUGGAGCAAGAGUAUGACCUUCUAUUUUAUUGCAAUCGCUUCUUCAGUUAGUUCCUUAAAAAGUGUGUUAUGCGCAGUUGCCAAUUUGAAAGUUGCAUCAUAUUUCUCCACCUAAUUUUCACAAAUAGUUGGGCCCCCAGGUUGUUGCAUCUUACAAUAGGAGACCUCUAUCACUAACUCAGAUGUUUAAUUUUUUAAGUAUAUCAGAAAAGCUACACUGUGCAUCUCCUGCACACUUGAUGACAGUUAUGAGGAUAUUUAGUCAAGAUGCAGUUAUCUAUUAUUAAUCAACACCUUUAAUAUAAUUUCAGCUGUUCCAGUAGAUAUCAUUCAAGCUCAUAAUAUGACAUCCUCCAGGUUUCAAUUAAUAAAAAUAAAAGGAAGUACUGAUUAAUGAUGAAUAACUGUUUAGAUUUUUUUAUCCAAGCUGUGUUUUCAUAUUUAUUUUUAUGUUUAUCACAAAUGUUUAGUCUUUUCCAAAGUGUUAUAAGGUGUAUAUUUUUCUAACUGUAAUACAUGUAAGGUAAUUAAAUAACAAUACAUUUGUACAUAGACAAAGUAAAAAAAAAUACACCCUUAAGUGUAUUUUAGCCUUCAAAAUAUAGAAAAGCUUUGUUGUAAUUAACACUGAAGGCCAAAGCAUGGCAGUAUAGAGUAUACCAGUGUACAGGUCAAAAUGUUUCAAUAAAAAAAUCAAAUUAUUUUGAGACUACCCUUUACAAAAAACUGAGUGAAUUGUUUAGACUCAAUGCAAACUAUUUGUGAAAUGAUUACAUUUAAAGGGAAACUACAGUCCCAAUUUUACAGACUAGUUAUUAAAUCCUGGUAAUAAAAUAAAUCCAUUAAUGGUAUAGAAAAACUUGGUAUGACAGUAUGGUAAGUUGCAGCAAAGUUCCCACAAAUGUGACGUGACAUGGCUCUUCCUGCCCACUAGUCACUGUAAUAACUAAUGUUAUGUGAUGUACAAGGGAAUUAAGUACAGGUUUUGCAGAAGAUAUUUCACUGCAGAAAGUUUCCAACGCGAUCUGCAUGCAGAGUUAACAAGUUCCAUUUAUCGGCAAAACUCUCUCAAAAUCAAGAGCAAUGUUUCUAUUGGUUUAAAAGCAAUGUAUUCACAAGUCAGCUUGUUAAAGUAAUAUGGCCUCUUUAAGUUUUGUUGUCUCGUUAUGAAUCACACAAUAUGGCGCUGCACAUACCUGGAAAUGUAAUCUAUUUUGUGAUGUAAAUUGGGGAUUUUACAAGUUGCUAUGUAUGUUUUACUUCUAUUGUGGUCUGAAAUGCACUUAUCAAUCCUGAUUCUUUCUAACCCUGAAAUAUAAAAAUAGCAUUGCAUUUCCUCUUUAAGUAUUUACCUCAGCUAUGUAUAUGUAUGUAAUACUAGGUACAUACUAUGUGGAUAUAAAGAAUAUUCAGUCAUUCUGUAGUUAUUGAGAAGCAGGAUUUAACUAAAGCAUACAAAGUCUGUUUCCUGCUCUACCUCCACCCCUCCGGUUAUGCCUUGAAGAGAGAUUUAUCUCUUAAUCUUCCUGGUUAGUUGAAGAUUAAGCAAAUUGAAAUACCCUAUUUUUAAAGUUAUUCACUAUGCAUAAAAAACAGUAUUGGUUAUAUUUGGUAGGUAGUUAUAAAAAACUGAAGCUUGACUAAAAACUUUUGAACAAGAUGUGAAUCACAGCUUCUGUAACUAUUAAUGAAAUUAAAAAGAAUAAACCAAGGGCUUUACUUUU